ACACGAAGAAGAAGACAGAGGAACACAGUAGUUUCUAGAAUGUUUCCAGUCGAUCAUAUUUUUCCCUCGGACGGCUCAGUUUGCCUCGCGCUAAAACAACAAAACUAACGUUUGAUUAUCGCAGAUAACAAUGGCUCUUCCCGGGCCCAAUAAGGACAACAUCAGAGCUGGGUGUAAAAAAUGCGGAUACCCGGGCCAUUUAACCUUCGAGUGCAGAAAUUUUGUCCGGGUUGAUCCUCAGAAAGACAUCGUCUUGGAUGUUAGCAGCACCAGCACUGAGGAGAGUGAAGAUGACAUUCCUUCCUCUCAACACAACGAGAAAUUGGGACGGAAUGUUCAGCGUCAUAAAGAUUCUCAUGACGAAGAUGAAAACAAAAAAAGACAGAAAAGAAAGAAGAGCAAGGAUAGAAAACCAAGAAAAAGAUCCUUAUCAUCAAGCGAUGAAGAACCAAAAAAGAGAAAGAAACGCAGCAGAUCACGCUCCUCAUCAGACGACGAGAACAGGAAAAAGAAAAAGAAACAAAGUCACAAGAAGAAAAGCAAAAAGAACAAAAAGGAGCACGGAAAACAUCACAAGAAGAAAGAGAGAAAGAAGAAACAUAAAUCAUCAUCCUCUUCGUCAUCUAGUGACUCUUCAGAAAGUGACUGAGCCGCCUAUCCGUAAAGCCUCACGUCUGAGGUAUUUAUAGAGCAGAUUACGGCCACCAGUUUUUUUUUUUUUUUUUUUUUUAAAGAUUCUUUGUUUGCUUUUUUUAACCUGUGUCUACACACCUCUAGGUCUGUAAAUAUGGCGCCACCAUCAGUUGUUUUUCUGCUUUCUUAACUAGUUUAGACAACAUACUGUGAUCAGUUUAUAAACUGCUUCAUCAUUAUUUAUGCGCAUUGCAAUAAUCUUUAUUUAAAGCUGGUGUACAAUAUCAUUUGUGUAUCAGUGGAAACUGUUAUUCAGAGCAAGAGAAACAUUCCAUCAUAAUAAUGAUGCAGAUGUAUUUCUAUUAUUACCGUAUGUUUUAUAGUAAAAGGUCAAAUAUGAACCAAACUUCUGGACUCUAAAGUAACUGGAUUUUUGCUGUCAUGUUUCUUUGUAGUUCAAUUAUGAAGGCAUAUAACAGUAAACAAAUUUGGUUUGUGCAAAAGCUGUAUAAAAAGGACUGGUGUUGGUGUAAGCUCAACAGUCUUCAGCAGGAUAUAUAUUUUUUCCACUAAUGGUGCCCAUCUGGUCUCUAGUCCUGUGAGGAUUUAUUUAUUCCACAGACCUGAUCAAUUUUACUCAUUAGUUCUUACAGAAUUUAUCCUUUUUUUUUUACUGUCUCAUUCCUUCUUAUUAAAAAUACACAUUUUCUUUAAAAAGUCUGUUUUAAAUAUCAUAUUACAUGCAUGUGUAGUACAGACAAAAAUCAAGAGAGGGCAGCAAAAUACUUUUUAUGGUUAGUGCAGAUCUGCAAUGACACAGAAAGCUCAGGGAUGAUCCCAAAAAUCUUGUUAGUUGUUCCAAUUUAUUUUCUUUAGGAAUCCAUCAAGCCAGUUCUGUCUAACUUUAGGAGACAGUGUAAAUAAACCCAACAGGACGCCUAUAGCAACACUGUACAUGUAUAAUAGAAUAGUGAUGGUCGGUCUACCAUCACAUUAUCUCGAAAAUAGCUUAAAAGAACACACACAUCUAGAAAUACUGUUAUCUCUAGUCAAAUAAUGUUAAAAUACAAAACCAACUGGAUAAUGGUUAUCAAUAAAAUUUUGAAAUGGCU
This is a messenger RNA of Cyprinodon tularosa, 1745 nucleotides long. It is a transcript of the gene srek1ip1, whose product is annotated as SREK1-interacting protein 1. The record is from RefSeq and is a predicted model, not a curated record. The transcript has 5 exons. Bases 131 to 649 code for a protein of 172 amino acids. NCBI's taxonomy places the organism in Eukaryota, Metazoa, Chordata, Actinopteri, Cyprinodontiformes, Cyprinodontidae. Gene Ontology annotation, molecular function: nucleic acid binding; zinc ion binding.